This is a messenger RNA of Carassius gibelio (silver crucian carp), 3011 nucleotides long. RefSeq names its product fibroblast growth factor 3 (gene fgf3). The record is from RefSeq and is a predicted model, not a curated record. Gene Ontology annotation, cellular component: cytoplasm. Gene Ontology annotation, biological process: cell differentiation; fibroblast growth factor receptor signaling pathway; positive regulation of cell population proliferation. The transcript is spliced from 3 exons. Gene Ontology annotation, molecular function: growth factor activity; fibroblast growth factor receptor binding. NCBI's taxonomy places the organism in Eukaryota, Metazoa, Chordata, Actinopteri, Cypriniformes, Cyprinidae. The coding region runs from base 888 to 1694 and encodes 268 amino acids.
GGUUCAUAAUUAAAAUAAUAAAAUCGCUGUUAUUUACCGUGCUUCUAAAUAAGCAAACGAACCGCGUAACAAAACAUUUUUAUUUUAUUUUUAUAAAUGCAUAAUGUCUCAUCAUGAACUUUUUCCGUUGCAAUUGAUUUUUUUCCCUAGCUGAUUGUCCAGACUGUUUUGUGUUGUCAGUCAACUCUUUCAUAUUAUGAGUCAGAAACACUCCAUACAUAAAUGUGGAUCAUUGAAAGCCACGUGCGUAUGUCUGUGAAUGUUAACAUCACUGUCGGAAAGUGCCAACAGGCAUGAAAAGAGAAUCAAUAGCGGCUCUCCCAUUCAGGCCAGUAUUCAUGUUCAAUAUAAUUUUCGGAUCUUUCAAAAGAAGCAAACUCUUCCCUUCGAUGUCUCUCUCUUUGUGAUGCGGUUUUCCGCUGUAAGCCACCGUGUGUAGUGCUGUGUAAUUUUAUCCACGCUGCAACCUCUUGGUUCACACAAGACUGAUACCUUGCCUCCCCUUUUCCUUUGUAUCAAUUGGUCGGGGUUCGGGCUAUUGUUGCAGGAGGGCUCUUUUAUUUCUGUGCACACUGUCGAUCAGCGAAAUCUCACGAUAGGCUCCCUGUGAAACCGACUGGCUGUUUUCUCCUCCUCGGUCAGAUACAGUCUGCUUGGAGAGCAGAGUGGAACCCAUGAGCACCAACGAGGCGAACCCAUGCUGUUGCUACCAAGCCGGCUCUAACAGAUGACCGCGACGUUUUAAAGAGGGGACAGAAGGAUACAGCACGUUUUGAUUUUAAUAUUCAGUUGACUGGAUCACUGACUAAUGAUACUUCUUUGAUGGGACCCCGUGUGUCAGCUCUUUCUAUUCCAGCAAGAUUUUGCCGACAUCCCGCCAUGCCACAAUGGUUAUAAUUCUGCUCUUGUUGUUACUGAGCUCCUUGGAUCCGAGUUUACAGGAAUCGCUGGCUUCGGCGCUGACCAGGACCCCAAGGGCGCCCUGUGUCAGGGGCCAGGCGUGUGACCCAAGGCAGCGGCGAGAUGCUGGUGGACGCGGCGGGGUUUACGAGCACCUCGGAGGAGCUCCAAGACGCAGGAAACUGUACUGCGCCACAAAAUAUCACUUGCAAAUUCACCCGAACGGGAAAAUAGACGGAUCCCUUGAUGAAAACAGCCCUUUCAGUAUACUCGAGAUCACAGCUGUGGAUGUCGGUGUUGUGGCGAUAAAAGGCCUGUUUUCUGGAAGAUACCUGGCAAUGAAUGAGAAAGGACGUCUGUAUGCUUCAGAAGUCUUCAACCGAGAGUGUGAGUUUCUGGAGCGCAUUCAUGAGCUAGGCUACAACACCUAUGCAUCACGGCACCAUGCUACCACCCAGCCCCCACCAACAGGGUCCGGGGCAGGGGGCAGCAAGCGGCGUGCCAGUUCUAAGAGGCAGUGGUACGUGUCCAUCAAUGGGAAGGGCCGGCCCAGGAGGGGGUUUAAGACACGGAGCACGGAUAAAGCUUCCCUCUUCCUGCCCCGUGUUCUGGGCAACAAGGACCAUGAGAUGGUGCGCAAGCUCAGAGAGAGCCAGCGGCACCAGGCCGGCUCUCACAGAGCCUCUGUGGGUCGGGCAGAACGCAGAAGACGACGCCACAGGGGCUCCAAGGGCCACAGCAGAAGGGCUGACAUUACACACUCUCUUGACACAGAUGGAGAAGAGAUCCACUGAGAGUCCAACAGACCAAAAGAGUCACAUGGAACAAUUUUCUCAAGAAAGGAUGAUGUUAAAAAAGAAAAAAAGAAAAAAACCUUUUGGAGAAUUAUGUGGCAAGGAGAGCCGAGAAUGAAGAGAAACAUCCUUUUGCUUUGUUUUUGCAUCUGAAACACAAAGACAGUUCAGAUAGGUUCAUGUGACCAAAUUUAACACUACUGAAAGUUUUGUCUUUUGCGUUGUUUUUUCAUGUUCACUCUUUUUGAAGUCUUUUCUGCUAACCCAGGUGCAAAAAAAGCACACUUCCAUAAUGUGCUUAAAGUGCUCUUAUUAUUUAGUGCACUAAUUUUGUACUUAAAAAAAAAGAUUAUAAGUACUUCUUAAGAUAAUCUUCUAAGUGUACUCAACUGUCCUGUUUUGAGACACCAUGCAUAUGAACUAUAAUGUGCUUUUAACAUACUGUCUCUGUAUUAAUAAAUGUAUUUAGAUACCACUUGUAGUACACUUGAACCCACCUUUGCAUGAAAGAUGGCUUCAAGUAGUACCUAAAUAAAUUUUUAUUACAUUUUAGUUCAUUUUUAAUGUGUCUUAAAAUAGCACAGUUGAGUACACGUCAAGAUUCUUAAGAAUAAGUACUAAAAAAUAAUUUUUAGUAUAUCAAGUACAAAAUUAGUGUGCAAAAAUAGAGCACUUUAAGUAUGCAACUGUUGUUUUUUUCACCAGGGAAAGACGUGUAAUUAUUGUACAUAGCUGUACAGUCAUUUACUUUUUUUAUGUGAGCAAGAUAACAUAGAGUAAAUGUUUGUAAUCACGAAUUAGGAUGUUGUACAAGUGCUUGACAAUGCCAAUGAUGUGUUAUGUAUCGGACUACGGCUUUUAUAGGUGGUGUACAGACAAGCACUUUUUCCUUAUUGAAGUAUAAAGUAGAAAACAAAGAUCCAUAAACAUAAAACAGAUGCUUUUUAACUUACAUGUGAUAGGCUACUGUUCUUAAACUGCAAUCAGGAGUACUUUGUACAUUACUAAUGUAAUACAUAUUUAUUUUGUUUAUAUGUUUUUAAGUUAUUGAUGACAUAGUUUCUACACUUCCAAAUAUCAAAGAUUUUCUUCUUGCAUUGUUAGAAUAACACUGUUCUCUUUGAACAACUGAACAAUCCCGUAUGAGUAGACUCUUCAGCUUCCUAUUUUUUCAUCCAAAUUUGAGUCUAAAUAUAUGUAAUGACAUCAGCUCUGAAGCAUAGUUUUGAUAAAUGUCAAAUGUAUUGAACACUGUAAGCUGAGUAAUGCAUUAAAACGGCAUUGUUUGACACUGAAAGCUAAACAUCUGGAGGAAUG